This is a messenger RNA of Bombyx mandarina (wild silkworm), 2307 nucleotides long. RefSeq names its product palmitoyltransferase ZDHHC16. The record is from RefSeq and is a predicted model, not a curated record. Gene Ontology annotation, molecular function: palmitoyltransferase activity. NCBI's taxonomy places the organism in Eukaryota, Metazoa, Arthropoda, Insecta, Lepidoptera, Bombycidae.
UACAGUAAAACUUAAUUCAAAUGGAGAUUAUUACAUGUUUGAAAAAUAGAUAGGUGUAUGUUACAAACAGAUUUCAAUGGAAGAUAUUAUUUGUUUAAUAUAUAUGCAUAAUGGUUGUCAUAACAUGGAAUUUUCGUUAUCGAGUUUUUUUUCGAAAGCUACGAGACCACAUACAAUGGCAGUUUUCACAAACAUUGUUGACACUCCGCUCUUUAACCUACAACGAACACAUGAGUCAAAACUAUGCCAUUGAUAUCUUACUGGAACCAAUAUUUUGGAUUGUUGACAACUUUGCUAAGUACCUAGGAAAGGUGUUUGUCUUCUGUGUUAGUGUUCUAACAACAGCUGUAGUGAUAAUAGCAUAUUGGGUCGGCUUGCCAUACUGGUGGGAGCGGAGUCCAAAAACUACAAUAUUCUUAAUUAUAUUCGGAAACUGGCUUCUCCUGAACAUAAUUUUUCAUUACUACAUGGGUAUAGUAACAUCACCCGGGAACCCACCUCAUGGUGCAAUGAUAACAGAAGCUGCAAGUAUUUGCAAGAAGUGUAUAUCGCCAAAACCUCCUAGGACACACCAUUGUUCAGUCUGUGAUAAAUGUAUACUUAAUAUGGACCACCACUGUCCAUGGCUAAACAAUUGUGUAGGAUACUACAACGCUCGGUACUUCUACCUAUACAUGGUUUACAUGGUUGCUGGAGUUACAUUUGUAAUAGUUGCUGGUAUUGACCUUGGCUAUCAAGUGCUUUGGGUGAACGAUACAGGAGGAAUCAUUCCAAACAAUGAUCCAGAUCUCAUCGGCCAUCCAUUACGGAUGAACCAAUCGGGAAUAUUAGUACCAGUGAAGGUUAUAGAUGAGUAUGACUCAGAACAUUUUCCUCGUGAACAUGAUUUGACUGUUCCUCCGUUCACUGAGGCCCAGCGUAUUACAGCACAUCCGUGGAAACGAAAAGCUGUUUUGUUCAUGGCUAUUAUAUGCGUUUCUGUAUUGUUUGCUCUGGGAACGCUGACUGUUUCCCAUGGAAGGAAUAUAUCGCGCGGGGAAACAAGCAUUGAAUCACAUAUUAACAUGCGAAUAAGGAAAAGUCAGCCUAAUUUCAAGAAUCCGUAUGAUUUUGGCAGGAAAAAGAACUGGCGGUUGUUUCUUGGACUGAUACAAGGACGAACGUUUUUGAGGCACGUGCUAUUACCAUCUAGUCAUAAACCAGCUGGAACUGGUCUCUCAUGGCAUUCUGUACAUAACACUAUUGAAGAUUGGCCUUGAAAUAGUUUAUCAAAAUUUCUUAACACACAUAGACACCUAAGUGGAAACAAUUGAAAGCCAAUAACAGGCACUGAUUUAUUUUAAUAUUACAUAAUUUAUAUUAAGUUAAUAUAUUGAAUAAUUAAUACAUUGUGUAAUACAAAAUGUUAAUUUGAUAAUCACUCACCUCAAGAUUAAGAUGUACUAUAAUAUUAUGAUAGUUCUAACGUAGUGUUGUGACAUUAAAUAGAAUAAUUAUUUAGAGUUAGAUUAGGAAUAAACUUAGUUAUAGAUUAAGAGAAGAAGCUAGUCCAAUUUUUUAAAAAAAUGUCUGUACUUAGUUUUGGUUAAACUAUGAUAUAUUGUUGAAUUUGUUAGUGAGAUGUACUUGUAUUAUACUCAUAUACUUAAAAUUAUAUUUUAUCGUUUAUUUAACAUAUAUUUGUUAUGCCACGAUUUAUGCUAUUGGCAGAUUUAAAUAGUUUCCAUACAUUUCCUUGUUUAACUUUGAGCUAGACAAACUACAAACAGAUACAUUUACACUUGGCCGAAGUUGUAAACAUUUACUUCUAAUGCAGACUUUCUGUACAUAAAAUUUGCAAAUAGAAAUCAAAUAGCAGUAAAAAUAUUUAUAUAAGGCAUAGUAAAUGCUAUAGAAGCUCACUACAAAUCAGAUGAGUUACAUUCCAAUGAAAGACAUUUAAAUUCAAUGAGAUGAAAAUUAUGGAUCCACCCUGUAGUCAAAGGCAGACGAUAUCUCAAUAUUGGUUUUAUUUUAAAAAUACAUUGGCAGUAAGAAAAAGAAAUAAUGCAUUAAAAAAAUACAAAAGAAAUUUUCGGUGUCGAUUUAAGUAUAUUGCUUGUUGAUGCUAUUAUUUAAAAGGAAAGUUUCCUACAAUUCCUUAAACUAUAUGAUGUGUUUUAUUUACUUGUCCCAUGAGUAUCUUGCAAAUUAUACAGUGCUGCUAUAACACUCAAUCGUACAAGAAAAAAAUAAACAAUACCUACAGUUUAAAAAUUAGUUUUAUUGGCUUGUUCGAAGCAGACAAUGUCACUUAAUAAUAUGUGU